GGCAAGCCUGGAUGGCCCUUUUUGCUCAAAGGGCAGCAAUUGGGCUGGCAGUAUCAUGAUGGGCUCCCUGUGGCCGACGUGAAAGCGGCCGAAGCGUGAAAAUGUGGCAGUGGAGCUGUACAAGUACGGCGAACCCCACGAAGGCUGACAGGAGCACGCUCAGGGCAAGCGAGCUCCAAACCGGUGGGACUAUUUAUAUGACGUGAUUGACGGCUGCUUUUAUGGCCUUGCCACUUGGACCCCUCUUCAACUUUUCAGCGAUUCCUCAUUGUAGCUGGCUGCAAGCAGAAUCUACUUCCACGAUACAUCCACGUUCAAAACAAUACAUCAUGGCCGAAGAACUAUCAAAGAACUUCGAGACGCUGCAGUUGCACGCCGGUCACACACCAGACUCGGAAACCAACUCACGCGCUGUGCCCAUCUACGCGACUACUUCAUACACCUUCAAUGAUAGCGCGCACGGGGCCAGGUUGUUCGGGCUGAAAGAAUUUGGCAACAUCUACAGCCGUAUCGGCAAUCCCACUGUUGGAGUUCUCGAGGCCCGUAUCGCAGCGCUCGAAGGCGGUGUUGGAGCUCUAGCAACUUCCUCCGGCCAGGCCGCCCAAUUCAUCGCCAUUACCUCCCUCGCACACGCCGGAGAUAACAUCGUCUCGACCACAAAUCUCUACGGAGGCACAUACAACCAGUUCAAGGUCUUCUUCCCCCGACUGGGUAUUCAGACGAAGUUCGUCAACGGUGACAAGCCAGAGGACUUCAAGGCUGCAAUCGACGACAAAACAAAAGCUAUCUAUAUCGAGUCCAUUGGUAACCCCAAAUACAAUGUACCAGAUUUCGAGAAGAUCGUUGCCAUCGCACACGAGGCUGGCGUACCGGUGGUUGUAGAUAAUACCUUCGGCGCAGGUGGAUACUUCAUCCGCCCCAUUGAUCAUGGCGCGGACAUCGUCGUUCAUUCCGCAACAAAAUGGAUUGGCGGCCACGGAACAACAAUCGGUGGUCUCAUCGUCGACAGCGGCAAGUUUGACUGGGCCAAGCACGCUAAGCGCUUCCCUCAGUUCAACGACCCAUCAGAGGGCUACCACGGCUUAAAGUUCGUAGACACUUUUGGCGCAAUCGCUUUCAUCAUCCGUGCUCGUGUCGAGGUCCAGCGUGAUCUUGGUGCGGCACUCAACCCCUUUGCAGCUCAGCAGCUUCUGCUUGGUAUCGAGACACUCAGCCUGCGCGCCGAGCGUCAUGCAUACAAUGCCCUCAAGCUGGCCAAGUGGCUGGAGAGCAACAAGAACGUAAGCUGGGUAUCGUACCCUGGUCUUGAAAGCCAUCAGUCGCACCAGCUUGCGAAGAAAUACCUAACCCGCGGUUUCGGAGGUGUUCUCUCCUUUGGUGUCAAGGGCGGCGGCGCUGCAGGAAGCCAGGUCGUUGACAACUUCAAGCUCAUCUCCAACUUGGCGAACGUGGGUGAUUCGAAGACGCUUGCUAUUCACCCCUGGACGACCACGCACGAGCAGUUGAGCGACGAGGAGAAAGAGGCAUCCGGUGUCACUGAGGAUCUCAUCCGCAUCUCAGUUGGAAACGAGCACAUCGACGAUAUCAUCGCGGACUUUGAGCAGUCCUUCGCAAAAUCUGCCACCAAGCCUGAUCAGAAGGGCGAGCCUGACAAUGCCGGAAAGACCGGUGAUACUGAGGUCUCUGCUUCCAUCUCUGGGUCUACCUAGGCUGAAGACUAUCAGUCUCCGCCAGAAGCACAUCUGUAGAUACCAUGCUCAUUCAUUGCUUUCUAUCCAAUAUCCUCUGAAUUCUGACACAACCUUGGUUUUCGGAAUGGGAAGAUCCUUUCCUUCUCGCUUAGUCGUGUAGCACGCGUGCUCUUUCUUGGAUGGAAUAAUUAGCUUCCUCCACCGUGAACAAAUGUGCACUGUAAUCAUACGCCAACUGCCUUGAAGCAAUCCAUCGGCUUCAACCCCUCUCGAGAUUGAAAUGCAA
Molecule: messenger RNA, 1977 nt
Organism: Didymella exigua CBS 183.55
Lineage: Eukaryota; Fungi; Ascomycota; Dothideomycetes; Pleosporales; Didymellaceae
Exons: 5
Coding region: 330-1709 (459 amino acids)
Biological process (GO): transsulfuration
Molecular function (GO): transferase activity, transferring alkyl or aryl (other than methyl) groups; pyridoxal phosphate binding
Source: RefSeq, a predicted model, not a curated record